AUGAGCAAAACUCACGAAGUAAAUCCUAUCCCGCAAUUGAGCAUUCUGGACAGACUGCAAAUAGCUCGCACAUUCCUGUUCCGCGUUCCUUGGACAAUCGUUUCCACUCUUUCCCGUCGUUGGUGGCCUUUCAGCAACUACAAACCUCCCCCUCUGAGGAAGCAUUUAUUCGGCCAUCUCAUGACAUGUAUUUUCAAUAAUGUUCCACUAGCUGUGAUACAGCAGUUAGUGGUUCGAGAUGGAAGUCAGCUGCUCGAUUCCAUCCGCUAUAAAGAUCUGAAUCGGCAUAUUUUCCAGUGCAUUCAACAAGAGAAUUUUACGGGAUACUGGAUUUGCCGCGGCCUAUCCCCAGAGCCAAUUAACCCUGUUGACGCAGAUAUACUCCUGCUCUAUGUCCAUGGAGGCGGAUAUGCGAUGGGCCAUCCAGCGGAAAACGCCCCUGAACUCCUCUUCAUGGCGGAGUUACUAGCUGGGAAGGGGCUAGAAACUGCGAUUUUCUCCCUUAAUUAUUCUCUGAUGCCCAACGGCUAUUUUCCCACUCAGAUCAACCAAUUAUUCGCUGCUUAUGAAUGGAUUGUACACACAUUAGGUGUUGACCCAUCCAAGAUACUGAUCAUGGGAGAAUCAGCUGGUGCUCACUUGGUCCUGUCAUUCCUGACUUUUCUGUCGGAGAUGAGUGAGUCAGCUUCACUUUCCAAGCCUGGAUUCGCCUAUCUCCUCAGUCCCUGGGCCAACCUACGGUCGGAUCACCCCGAAACACUUGCCCUACACUGGGAGGAUCGAUUAUUCAAACAAUCAUUGGAUGUAUCAGCAAGAGAUUUCCUUCGGAAUGCAACUUCCGACCAGCUGGAUUUGUAUGAGAAUUUUGCAACCAACAGCAACAACACAAAGCGCCGUACCUGGGAUAAAAUUCUUCCAGAAAUCACCCGGGUAUCUGCAGGAUCCGAUGAGCUUGUGUUUUUGUACGACAUUCUAGACUUCGUCAGAAAUGCACAGAAGGAUGGCGCCGAGUGCCACGAGUAUAAGUGCGGCUCAAUACGAAACGCCGCCGCCCUCAUACCUGCUUCCGAAUUGGAAGUGUAG
Molecule: messenger RNA, 1083 nt
Organism: Penicillium pulvis
Lineage: Eukaryota; Fungi; Ascomycota; Eurotiomycetes; Eurotiales; Aspergillaceae
Product: alpha/beta hydrolase
Exons: 3
Coding region: 1-1083 (360 amino acids)
Source: RefSeq, a predicted model, not a curated record